Molecule: messenger RNA, 5614 nt
Organism: Cornus florida
Lineage: Eukaryota; Viridiplantae; Streptophyta; Magnoliopsida; Cornales; Cornaceae
Exons: 4
Coding region: 369-5264 (1631 amino acids)
Source: RefSeq, a predicted model, not a curated record
UCUUUACGGCUCUGGCUUUCACUUUCUCUCUCUACGUCGACGGAUUUUCCACAACGAAACAACGAAAGAAAGAUACCAACACUAGUAAUCAAUCAAUUCUAAAGAGAGAAAAGCAAAGAAAGAAAGACACACCAAGCGAAUUUCUUCAGAAACCCUAAUUCUACUAGGGCACUAGAAUUUCUGCCCCACUUCUCUUCUGUUCUCUAUUCUUUUUCGAGAAUUUUAUCAUUCUCUAAUACCAGAUCUGUUUGCUUCACUUUUCUUUCGUUGAGGUGUAUUUGCCGCCGAUACCGGAAGGAGACGAAAAACCCUAGGUUUUUGGGGUGUGGUGUGGCGUUGUGCCCCAUGCUAUAGAGUGGUGGUUUUUCAUGCCGCCGGAGCCAUUGUCUUGGGAUCGGAAGGACUUCUUCAAGGAGAGGAAGCACGAGAGGUUGUCGGAGUCGCUAGGUUCCGUGGCCAGAUGGAGACAGACUCCUCACCGCUGGGGAUCGGCCGAUUUCCGCACCAGACCUCCAGGUCACGGUAAGCAGGGUUGGAACCUAUUUUCCGAAGAAUACAGUAAUGGUUUCAUGCCUACUCAUUCAGACCCAUCAGGGUUUCGCGGGGAUGGAAAGUACAUCAGGAACAGCAGGGAAAGGGGCUAUUUUAGCCGGAAUGAUUGGAGAGGUCACCACAAGGAAACCGCAUCUCCGUGUGAUCGGGGCAGGCUGUAUGACGGGAGUGAUCAGAGGUCAGUUGACGAUACUCAUCCUCCCUCUGACUUUGUAAACUCAUGGGACCAACUUAACUGCAAAGACCAGCAUGAUAAGAUCAGUAGUGUAAAUGGGUUGGGCACAGGCCAGAGAUUUGAGAGAGAGAAUUCGCUGGGCUCGAAGGAUUGGAAAUCUCUUAAAUGGAGCCGCUCUGGCUUCUCCUCAAGGGGUUCUAGUUUCAGUCAUUCAAGUAGCUCAAAGAGCAUUGGAGUGGAUUCCAAUGAAGCCAAGGCUGAUAUGCUGCAUGGGAAUGCGACGCCCGUACAGUUACCUUCAUGGGAUGCUGGUGCCUGUAUAACAUCAACUGCUCCAUCUGAAGAGAGUCAUCCCAGUAAGAAGCCACGUCUUGGAUGGGGUGAGGGACUGGCGAAGUAUGAGAAGAAGAAAGUUGAAGGUCCUGAUGGUGCAACCAAAAACGGAAUGGUAAACUGUGCCAGUACAGAUACAGAACCUAUCCAUUCUCAUGUCCUAAACUCGGCUGAGAAAAGCCCUAGGGUUGCAGGUUUGUCAGACUCUGCAUCACCUGCUACUCCCUCAUCAUUCUCAUGCUGCUCAUCACCAGGCGUGGAAGACAAGCCUUUUGUCAAAACAGAAGGUUUCGACAAUGAUACUGGUAAUUUAGGUGGUUCGCAAAAUAUUGAGGUGCAGGAUCCUCUUGAUGGAUUAGCUUUUAGUCUUGAGAAUGUGGAGCUCACUUCAAUUGCUAAUUUGAGCUCUUCACUUAGUAGAUUGCUACAAUUUGAUGAUCUGAACUUGGUUGGCCCUGGUUUCUUGAGAUCUACUGCGACAAAGAAGUUGCUGGUAUGGAAAGGUGACGUUUUGAAGGCAUUGGAGAUGACCGAAUCUGAAAUUGAUUUGCUUGAAAAUGAGCUAAGGUCACUGCUGCCUAAAUUUGGAAGUAAUUAUCCUUGUCCGGCAUCAUCUAGUUCUAUGGCAAUGAAAUGCCAAACAAAACCUUGUGAAGAAGUAGGCGCUAUCUCUAAUUUAAUUUCUAGACCAGCUCCAUUACAGGUAUUUUCUGGAGACAUGAUCGUGGAGAAGGCUGUCCAUGACUUGGAAGAACACACUGAAGUCAAAGAUCAGGAUAUUGAUAGUCCAGGCACUGUUACGUCUAAAUUUAUUAAACCUCUUUCUGUGAAUCUUGCCACUCUUCCUACUGAUGUCAAUUCACAUUGCAAAGGGGAAGAUAAAUUAUAUGAUUUAAUACUGGCUAGAAACAAAGAUUCUGCAUGUAGAGCUUCCGAAGCAUUUAAGAACUUAUUACCGCCGGACCAAAGUCAUAUUGAUAUCUUGGGAGCUAAUGGUGUUUCUUGCGGGCAGAAUAAUCCAUUGAUUAAGGAAAGGUUUGCAACGAGGAAGCGCUUUUUGAGAUUUAAAGAAAGAGUUAGGACCCUCAAGUUUAGGGCACUUCAGCACCUCUGGAAGGAAGAUGUGCGUUUGCUUUCUGUAAGGAAAUAUCGUGCAAAGUCGCAGAAAAGGUCUGAACUAAGCUCGCGCACAGCACACAUUGGCUAUCAGAAGCAUCGGUCUUCCAUACGAUCGCGGAUUUCUUCUGCUGGAAAUUUGUGCCUGGUCCCUACAACGGAGAUAAUUGAUUUGAUGGGCAAGCUCCUUUCAGAUUCCAAGGUGAAGCUUUAUAGGAAUACACUGAAGAUGCCGGCUUUAAUAUUGGACAAGGAGAAGAUGACUUCUAGGUUCAUUUCAAAUAAUGGUCUAGUGGAAGAUCCCUGUGGUUUUGAGAAGGAAAGGGCUAUGGUCAAUCCUUGGACAUCAGAAGAGAAGGAAAUUUUUAUGGAUAAGCUUGCCACCCUAGGGAAAGACUUCAGAAAGAUUUCAUCUUUUCUCAGCCACAAGACAACUGCAGAUUGCAUUGAGUUCUACUACAAAAACCACAAGUCAGAUUGUUUUGAGAAAACAAAAAAGAAGUCAGAGUCUGCAAAGAAAGGAAAAUCCUAUUCUACUAAUAGCUACAUGGUGACUUCGGGGAGAAGAUGGAAUCAUGAGAUGAAUGCUGCAUCCCUUUCUAUGUUGGGUGCAGCUUCAGCAAUUGCAGGUAAUGCUGAUGAUGGUACAGAAGUUCAGCAGAAGUGUAUGGCAAGGUUCGUGGGGACGUCUAGAGAUUGUAAAACACCAGCAGGCGGUGAUGGUAUCCUAGAGAGGUCAAGUAGUGAGAGGGAAACUGUUGCUGCUGAUGUGUUGGCUGGUAUUUGUUGUUCCCUUUCAUCUGAAGCAAUGAGUUCUUGUAUCACGAGUUCUUUCGACCCUGGAGAGGGCUACCAAGAAUGGAAGUGCCAAAAGGUGGGUUCUUUAAAUAGACGGCCUUUAACACCUGAGGUUACACAGAAUGUUGAUGAUGAGACUUGUUCUGAUGAAAGUUACGAGGAGAUGGAUCCUUCUAUUUGGACGGAUGAGGAGAAGUCUAUCUUCAUACAGGCCGUGACAUCGUAUGGUAAGGAUUUUGCAAUGAUCUCACGGUGUGUCAGAACAAGAUCCCGGGAUCAGUGCAAGGCCUUCUUUAGCAAGGCCAGGAAGUGCCUUGGAUUGGAUAUGAUUCAUCCUGUACACAGCAAUGAAGGAAUGGAGGAUGAUGCUAAUGGGGGUGGGAGUGACACUGAAGAUGCUUGUGUUGUGGAGACUGGUUCAGUUGUAUGCAGCGACAAAUCUGCGUCCAAUAUGGAUGAGGACAAGCCUUUCUCUGAUUUGAAAAUAAACCUCAGUGAAUCUGAUCCUGUGGGGACCAUGAACUUGCAGAUUGACAUGAAGAAAUCAAAGGAAAACAAUGUGACAGGACAGAAGGAUUGUAAAGAUCCCAAGUCUGGGUCAGAGAAUUUGGUUAUUGAUGAUUGUCUGUCGGGUAAGCUGGUGCUAGAUUUUGAUGGUGACUGCACUAUAGAGAAUGAUGCCAAUAGCAAAUCUGUGACAGUUAAGGCCCAUACCAAUGCAGUUUUAUUUUCUGAUACAGAAACUGGACAAGAUGAACCUACUGGAGAUUUGUUGGAGGAUGCAGUAUCUCUUGAAGAGGGAAAUGACUGUUGCCUGUCUGCAUCAGGUGCUGAGAAUGAGACGAAAGUUCUAGGUCAGGUUUCUGCUGAGCUUGUUAGAACAGGACUAGAGGAACAGCAACUAUCACAACCUGAAAAUAAUUUGAAAGAUAAACCAGAUGAGAACAAUAAUUACAACGGAAGUGGCCAAAGUGGCUUAAAUUGUGCCAGAGCGGAUCCUAUUACAAUUGGAAACACUAACAAUGUUGCUGCGGAUGUGAAUUCUUCUUCAGGAUUUGGUGCUAAUCACAAAAUCCUGCAUGAGGUUGCCCUGGAGUCAGAUCCUACGCAAGAGCCUUGUGUCAUCUCAUUGCAGCAGCAAGAUGGUUGUCUCGUGAUUGCGAGUUCGGUACCUCGAGAUUCUGUGGCUAUCCAAAAUGAGAAGAUAGGAGAUGAGCAGCGUCAGAAAUCAUUUAGCGCAAAUGAUGAUUACAAAUAUCUGUCUGGAGAACAAGCAAGAGAUCAACCGAGAUCGCAUUCACGGAGUUUGUCAGAUGUAGAGAAACCAGCUUCAUUUCAGAGAUUCUCGAAGUUUGAUAGGAAUUUUUAUUCUGAACCUUUUUUAUCACGGGAUUAUUAUUUUCGAAAGUGUAACAGUUCAAAAACUCAGAGUGCGAGGUCUGAUGUUUCCUGCGUGUCUCGAGAAGAAGCAAGGGAUCAUCCGAGAUUGCAUUCGCGGAGUUUGUCAGAUGUAGAGAAACCUUCCCGGAAUGGUGAUGUGAAACUGUUUGGUCAGAUUCUGUCUAACCCCUCGUCGCAGCAGAAAUUGAAUUUUAGUGCACUUGAGAAUGAAGAUAAGAGGGUACAAAAUCCUAAAUUAAGCAACAAGUCUUCUAACGUGAAGCUCGGUACUCACAGUAUGGAUGGUAAUUUAGUUCCAGCAAAGUUGGAUCGUGAUAAUUAUUUGGGCCUUGAGAAUCUUCCCAGGAGGAGUUAUGGUUUCUGGGACAGGAACAGAAUAAAAACUGGGUUUCAUUCUUUGCCCGACUCUGCUAUCCUGCUGGCAAAAUAUCCUGCUGCAUUUGGCUACGCAUCCUCAUUAAGGAUGGAGCAGCAACCAUUGCAUUCGGUUGUAAAGGUUAAUGGACAUAAUUUAAAUGGUUUAUCAGUUUUCCCAACUAGGGAGAUAGGAUGCAGCAACGGGGUGGCAGAUUUCCAGGUCUACAGGAAUUGGGAUGAUACCAAAGUACAGCCAUUCACGAUAGAUAUGAAGCAGCAGCAAGCAGCGUUAAUUUCUGAGAUGGAAAGAAGAAAUGGGUUUGAGGCAGUACCAAGUAUACAACAGCAGGGAAUGGGGAUGGUUGGAAUUGAUGUCGGGAGAGGAGGGAUUCUUGUUGGGGGAGCCUGCAAUGGUGUAUCAGACCCCGUGGCAGCCAUCAGAAUGCAUUAUGCUAAAGCAGCUGAACGUUACGGUGGGCAGGCAGGGACCAUCUUCGGAGAAGAUUCAUGGAGAGGUAAAGGGGGGAGGUAGGCAGGUAGUAGAAGUGCAGAGGGGACCUUUUGAAGAACACCCCCCUCCCUCAGGUGGCAAAUCUCUUUUUUUACCUAGCUGUAUAGUAGGUUUUUUUUUUUUUUUUUUUUUGUAACUUCAGUGCAGCAAUGAUAGGGCGAUAGAUGGUUUUAAAUUGUGCCUUUUUGGUCAAAGAAUUCUAGUGUUUGUAAUAUUUGUAGCAGCAGCAGCCUUAUAUUUGUUGUAUUUUGGGGAUACAGAAAUAAUCUGUUGUUGGAGUUUUGGGAGUUGGGAAAAUUUAGUUGUUUCCAAUGCAUUCAUCAAUUUUACCAUCAUUGAUGUUUUUGAUAUUUGAAACCUUUAUUUUUUCA